Messenger RNA from Callorhinchus milii (elephant shark), 1972 nucleotides. RefSeq names its product DEAD (Asp-Glu-Ala-Asp) box helicase 56 (gene ddx56). The transcript has 14 exons. Gene Ontology annotation, molecular function: RNA helicase activity; ATP binding; nucleic acid binding. The record is from RefSeq and is a predicted model, not a curated record. NCBI's taxonomy places the organism in Eukaryota, Metazoa, Chordata, Chondrichthyes, Chimaeriformes, Callorhinchidae. Gene Ontology annotation, cellular component: nucleolus. The coding region runs from base 34 to 1716 and encodes 560 amino acids.
GCGAAGGUCGCGGCCGCCGCACGUGGAGUGAAGAUGGCGGAGGAGAAGCUGCAGUUUCACGAGAUGGGUCUGGACGAGAGGCUCCUCCAGGCAAUUGCUGACCUGGGCUGGGCACAGCCCACUUUGAUCCAAGAAAAAGCUAUCCCAUUAGCCCUGGAGGGGAAGGAUUUACUGGCCAGAGCACGGACGGGAUCUGGAAAAACAGCAGCGUACGCCGUUCCCAUCAUCGAGCACAUACUCAACGCAAAAAAGUCAGUAAACGAGCAGAUAGUUCGGGCUCUGGUGUUGGUCCCCACCAAGGAGCUGGGGCAGCAGGUGCAGCAGAUGAUCCGAGAGCUGACCUCGUGCUGCGCGCGGGACAUUCGAGUGGCUGACGUGUCGGGACAGGCGGACGUUUCUGCACAAAAGCCGCUGUUGAUGGAAAAGCCUGACAUUGUUGUGGGGACGCCAUCACGUAUCCAAACACACCUCCAGCUGAAUAACCUGGACUUGCGGAGUUCUCUUGCGAUGCUGGUGAUCGAUGAGGCUGACCUGCUCUUCUCCUUUGGCUUUGAGAGCGACUUGAAGCAGCUGUUGGGAUAUCUCCCCAAGAUCUACCAGUCAUUCCUGAUGUCGGCUACGUUUAAUGAGGAUGUUGAAGCGUUGAAGGAGCUGGUGCUUCACAAUCCGGUGAUACUGAAGCUGAAGGAGUCACAGCUCCCUGACAGUUCCCAGCUAACCCAAUACCAGAUCAAAUGUGAAGAGGAUGAGAAGUUCCUGUUGAUCUACGCGCUGUUCAAACUAUCUCUAGUUCGUGGAAAAACCAUCCUGUUUGUCAACUCGAUCGAUCGCUGCUACCGCCUCAAGCUCUUCCUCGAGCAGUUCAGCAUCCGGUCCUGUGUGUUGAACUCCGAGCUGCCAGUCCUCUCCAGGUGUCACGUGAUCAGUCAGUUUAACCAGGGUUUCUACGACUACAUCAUCGCCACAGAUGAAGAGAUGCUGCUGGAAGCUGGUGCGUCCGAGGAGAAGAAGAAGAAACCAAACAAGAAAAAUCCCAGCAAAGGCCAGAAAGCGAAGGAUAAGGAGUAUGGUGUCUCCAGGGGGAUAGAUUUCCAAAACGUAUCCAAUGUUAUUAACUUUGACUUCCCAACCACAGUGGACUCAUACAUCCAUCGUGUUGGCAGGACGGCCCGUGCAGACUGCCAGGGAACAGCCCUGACCUUUGUGUCACACACAGAGUUACCACUACUGCAAGAAGUGGAGAAUGCGCUAACUGGAGAGAAUCUGGACUGUGCUCUGAAACCAUACAAGUUCCACAUGGAGGAGAUCAAUGGCUUGAGUUACAGGUGUCAGGAUGCUAUGCGCUCGGUUACAAAACACGCCAUUAAAGAGGCUCGUCUGAAAGAGAUCAAACAGGAGCUGCUAAACUCCCAGAAGCUCAAGACCUACUUUGAAGAUAACCCCCGUGACUUCCAGUUACUGAGGCACGACAAGCCCCUGCACCCGGCCAUCGUCAAACCCCACAUGAAGAACGUGCCCGAAUACCUGAUUCCCCCGACACUGCGGAGAAUCUCCUCUACCCUGAUCCACAGGAGACGGCACAUGAGAGGCAUGGCUUCGGGCAGAAACAACAAGGGAACGCACAAGCUUCUAACCAACCAGAACCCAUUAAAGAAUUUCAAAUACACGGGGAAGAAGAUACAGGGCAGGAAACCACAGGGCAAGAAGACACAUUAAAAGAAGCGAGCGACAAAUAGACUCUGCUAUGAGAAACCAGAUUAUAUUUACAUUUUACAACGGUCUGACUGAGAGAUGUAAACCCAAACUCUUCCGAACCAACUGGGAUUCUCAGAGACGUUUCUUUGACAUGGCUCCUCUGUUAUCUGAAGCGUUUGUAAUUCCCUAUACAGUACCAGAAGACGCUGAUGCUGGAAUAUAUUAUCUCCUGGUAUGUAUUUAUACUGUAAAAUAGCAUAAAUAUCGAUUUAGCCUG